This is a messenger RNA of Fusarium oxysporum Fo47, 996 nucleotides long. Its product is annotated as SDR family oxidoreductase. The record is from RefSeq and is a predicted model, not a curated record. Gene Ontology annotation, molecular function: oxidoreductase activity, acting on the CH-OH group of donors, NAD or NADP as acceptor. The transcript is spliced from 3 exons. NCBI's taxonomy places the organism in Eukaryota, Fungi, Ascomycota, Sordariomycetes, Hypocreales, Nectriaceae. Bases 1 to 996 code for a protein of 331 amino acids.
AUGUCAGGAAAAAAGGUCCUACUUACAGGCGGCAGUGGAUUUGUUGGAUCCCAUUGCCUUGGCCUCCUCCUUCAGGAAGGGUAUGAGGUAGUUGCAACGGUGCGAUCUGAGAAAAAAGGACAGGAUAUUCUCGGGGCCUUCCCUACAGCCAAAUCUCAACUCUCAUACGCCAUUGUCGAGGACAUUGCUCGUGAGAAUGCCUUCGAUGAGGCUGUAAGAACCGCAAAGUUCGAUGCAGUGCUUCACGUAGCCAGCCCGUACCACUAUAAAGCAGUGGAUAUACAGAAGGAUCUUAUCGACCCUGCUGUCAACGGCACGUUGAAUAUCCUCAAGGCAGUCAGCGAAUACGCCCCAACAGUCAAGCGCGUAGUCAUCACAUCAUCCUUCUCCGCGGUAGUCAACAUGAAACACCCCGAGAAAACGUAUCGAGAGCAUCACUUCAACCCAAUCACUAGGGAGGAGGCAUAUGAGGAUGGCGUACAGGCUUACAGGGCUAGUAAGACAUUUGCCGAGCUCGCUGCUUGGGAAUUUAUGCAAGUCAAGAAGCCUGGAUUCUCUCUCACCACUAUGAAUCCACCUCUCAUUCUUGGACCACCGGCCCCGUGGCUCGUAUCCAUGGACUCGAUCAAUACUUCCAAUGAGCGUCUGAGAGACCUUUGUCAGGGAAAAUGGAAAGACGAAUUACCUCCAACAGCAUCGUGGUACUGGGUUGACGUUAGAGAUGUUGCUCGCGCUCACGUCCGAGCAUUGGAGAAGUUGGAUGCUGGAGGAAGGAGGUUCUUUUUGAUGCAAGGUAGAAUGAGUAAUGCUCAGAUCGCACAAGUGGCAGCAGAUGAAUAUCCGCAGCUCAAGGAUAAGAUCCCCGAGACUCUCGUGGACGAUACACCACCCGAUCUUUGGGAGGUUGACACAGCACCAUCGAGGAACAUUCUAGGCCUCGAGUAUCGGGAUUUGAGAACCUGCAUAGUUGACUGGCUGAAGCUUCUGAUAAAUUAA